AGAGUCAGUUGUGUCUUCCUCUGCACAUUCUGGAGGAGCGAGGGCUCCCUCAGGUGGCCGGGACCGUCAGCGCCCUGCUCGACCUGGCCCCGCCCAGACACCCCGUCACCCCAACGACGACGACGACCCCACCUGGACCCUCCGUAAACAUCUAGACAAGACAACCACCCCCGCACAUGCUCAGUGCGCCUCCUGUAACGCUCCUGCGGGUUGGUUUUAAGGCAGCAGGAGGAGGACGAGAGGAACCUACAAGCAGAUUGGUUUAGAUAAAAACCUCCAGAACAGCAGGUCUGGAUCUGAUGGAGACACAGCGACAGGUUUCUGACAACAGCUCGCGUCAACAGCUCAAACUUAAAGUGAAGCUCUGUUUAAGAGAGAAAAUGUAACGCACUAAAUAUGUGACAUUAAAUAUUCAAUAUCAUAUCUAAAUAAUCAUUCAACUGGAACUGUAGAGAAUAAAAUGUUAGAACUGUUCAGUCUCCAGAUGUUACACUGACUGAUGCUAACCUGGACAGCUGAUUGGCUGAUUGGGACACUAUUGGAGGUUUGAGGAGUCAUUGGCAGAGGUCAGAUGCAGCUGUGCAGCCAAACAGCUGCUGUAAUAACUAAUAAUGCUAAUAAUGCUAACUGUCAGUGUGUACCCGGACUGUACAGUUCUCUCAUUAAACAUUACUGUGGCUGUUAAACUGUAAUCUGAUGAGUCUCAUACAGUUUUACAUCUUUGAGUUGAAGAAUUAUUGAGUAACGUAGCAGCAUGAAGCUAACUUUAUGGUCUAGUUUGUGAGUCUUCCUAAACUCUGGUGAUGUAAGAUAUUAAGACACUUUGAUAUUUGAACUGUCGUCAGUUUUAACUCUGUUACAGUCCAUUGUGGAGGUUGUUGCCUCAACAGCUUUCUGCAGUCUUCAACUGACAUUAUUUACCUUUUAUUUAUUUAUAGAUCCAAUGGAUAAUGUUUAUUUUAUUCUAUUUAGACACAGAACAUGUAAAUUCAACAAUAAAAUCUUUAAAGAUUAAAUUAUGAGUAAAAAAACAAACACCGAAAUACAAUUAAAACAGAUUGAAGUUGUAUUAAUAACCAAGCUAAUGUAGCUUAAUGCUAACAAUAACUGUAGUUUAAAGAUGACACUAAUAUAGCUCGCUGCUAACGGCAGACAUUAUUGAUGGAGUUGAUGCUAACGUAGCUUUCAGCUAACAUUAGCAAACAUUGCUGUAAACGUUCUCUAAUAUUAAACACUUAGUUUAAAACGACUAAUAAUUACAGUAGACACUGUGAAACCGUUAGCUCUACAUGUUAGCUGACACUGCUAAUUGCUAAUGACAAGAAAAUACUCAACGCUAAUACGAGCUAACUUUAUUAGGCUAACAUAGCUAGCUGCAAACCUGAGCUAACAUUAAUACAGUCUGAAGCUAAUGUUGCUAAUGAUACAAUAUAUUUCGAUAAUAGUAGCUAAUAUUAAAGCACGCGGUUUGAAGCUGAAAUAAAAACAAGUUAAAUUAAUAAUGAUCGCUAACUGCUAAUACUAGCUAACAUUAUGAAUCUCACUAAUCUAUUUCGCUAAUAAUGUCGUUGGUUUGCGAUGAUAGCUAGCUGUAAUCUGUUGGUUUGGACUUUAAGCUAAUGUAGCUUAGUGCUAACGUUAGCUAACAUGUCGCUGUUGUCAGUUGAAUCUUUAGUUUUUAGUCUCCGUCAGAUCCAAACGUCAGAAUUUACAGUUUAUAUUUAAAUUAGUCUUUUUCAUCUUUAUUGUGUUCGGUGGACUUUAGCGACGGACGAGUUGAAGACAAACGUCGGCCGAACUCUGAACUCUGUCUGAGGAUCUUUGUCUUCAGUUUCUGUUCUUUGUACACAGGAUUGUUUUUAUCUGCACCCUUUAUAUUAUUCUCUUUAUCAUUAUGACAGUCUGAGCUCUGAUCACCUCCUGAUUGAUCCUCCACCUGUGAUCAGGAUCCAACUGCUGCAUUGAUUCACUUCAGUUCUGUUUAUGGAAUCAACCAGUCAACAUAAACCAACUGUUGGAGAACGUUGACUAGUCUGGUUCUAACUUCAAUCAGGGAACAGUGGUUCUCAACCUGGGGUUCACGACCCCUCUAAUGAUCCAAUCUGAGGGCUCAUUACAAAAUUAAUUACAACAGAAGAAAAAACACAACUGCACAAAAUCUAUUUUACUUAGUAAUAAAUCAGAACAUCGACGCUCUCUGGUUCCCUACGCUGUAACACAGACGCUCUCUGGUUCCCUACGCUGUAACACAGACGCUCUCUGGUUCCCUACGC
Messenger RNA from Morone saxatilis (striped sea-bass), 2273 nucleotides. Its product is annotated as DISP complex protein LRCH3-like. The record is from RefSeq and is a predicted model, not a curated record. Gene Ontology annotation, molecular function: protein binding. NCBI's taxonomy places the organism in Eukaryota, Metazoa, Chordata, Actinopteri, Moronidae.